Capsella rubella is the source of this 777-nucleotide messenger RNA. RefSeq lists its product as uncharacterized. The transcript has 5 exons. The record is from RefSeq and is a predicted model, not a curated record. Gene Ontology annotation, molecular function: chromatin binding. Bases 1 to 777 code for a protein of 258 amino acids. NCBI's taxonomy places the organism in Eukaryota, Viridiplantae, Streptophyta, Magnoliopsida, Brassicales, Brassicaceae.
AUGAGUGAAAAGGGGAUGUUAGGGAGGAGAGAAGAUGGUUACAAAGGAUGGAAUGAAGGAGAGUUGUGUUUUUGUGGCGUGGAAGAGGAGAGGGAAGCAUCAUUGGUUGUGUGUGGUCUUGCUCCUUACCAAUAUUUUUUUCCUAAUCCAAGUGCGAAAGAAACAGAGAUGAAGCGGAUAAAGAAAGAUGAGACUGAAGAUAAGCAGGUGAACAAGAAAGAAAAUAUAGAAUGGAGACGAGAGAUUUGUGCAUAUUCAGUUGGCAAAUGUAUCAAGGUUACUGGUGGAGGAGAAAAUCGUAAAUGUUACUAUGAGACAUUCCAGUUUCGUGGCACCCAAUAUAGUCUGGAGGACACAGUGCUUUUGGCUCCGUAUGAGUCAAAGAAAACCAACUAUAUCGCAUUGAUCAAGGAUAUUUAUGUUAAGAAAAAAGAUGGAUUUGUGAAGAUCUUGGUGCAAUGGUUUUAUCGCCGAAAAGAUAUUAAAAUAAAACAUGCUGGAAAGUGCAAAUCUGGAGACUCGGAGGAAAUUUUCUUCAGUUUCCAUAAGGAUGAGCUAUUUGCUGAAUCUGUGAGAAGCAAAUGUCUUGUGUAUUUCUUGCCAGAUGAUAAGCAAACUUCAAACCGUACUCAGCCUCCUGACUUCAUCGUGCAAAAGGUUUAUGACAAUAUCAAUAAUAAGUUGAGGGAGCUCUCUGACAAAGGCUUUAAUGUGCAUCAGAAGUUUGAGAUUAGCACUCUCGUGGCAAAGACGAUUUCAAGAAUUGAAAUUGUGUAA